UGUCUUUAAAAGCAGACAUACUAGAUAGCUGCAGACUGUAAUGCUUUUUGGGUAGCCAUGCUGAAUGCAUCUUAUUUGUUAAUAAGGGAGUGAGUUUGAGGUGAAAAUAUUCCUCGUGUUGGCCCCAUGGAAGAUGAGCUGGCGCUGUCUGAUCAGGGCUCCGAUGAGGACGAGGAGGUCCUUACACCUGCAGAGCUUAUAAAUAAGUUAGAAGAGGCCUGGCUCAAUGAGAAGUUUGCACCGGAACUGUUGGAGAGCAAAUCUGAAGUUGUGGAGUGUGUAAUGGAACAACUAAAUCACAUGGAGCAGAAUCUGCACAGAGCAAAGCCUGGGGAUCUGAAGAUCAGCUUCCACCACAUGGAGAUUGAGCGGAUACGAUACAUGCUCAGCAGCUACUUACGGAGCCGCAUGCUCAAGAUUGAGAAGUUUUUUCCUCACAUUCUUGAGAAAGAGAAAAGCAGAGGUGAGGGAGAACCUCCACACCUGUCCCCUGAGGAGUUUGCCUUUGCUAAAGAGUACAUGACAAACACAGAAACACUAUUAAAGAGUGUGGCGCUUCGUCACAUGCCACCAAAUCUGCAAACUGUGGAUCUUCUCAAAAGUGUCCCAAAACCAAACCUGGAUUCCUUUGUAUUCCUGAGAGUGAAGGAGGAACAGAAUAACAUCCUGGUGGAACCAGAGACAGAUGAGCAAAGUGAAUAUGCCAUAGAUAUGGAGGUCGGAUCUCAACAUCUCAUCCGUUAUCGGACCAUCGCUCCCCUUGUGGCUUCAGGAGCUGUGAAACUCAUUUAAUGCUACAGAGUGGAGCAACCUUUGUCUCAUCCUGGAGGGGGCAGCAAAACAGUAGUUUAGUAAAGCACCACUUGCAUUCAUCAAUCACUGAAGGAAGCAAAACUGAAGAUCUGAUUUAGCAGUUCCACUAUAGCAGAAAUGGGGAAUCAUCAACCCAUUAUCAUGGAUGUCCUUGGGAAGAGGUGUGCUUUGUGCAAUGCUAGUGCAAGCUGAGUUGUGAGUAUAAGGUCGCACAAAGCUCCGAGACAAUGCAAUGCUCCUGGAUUUUCAUUCUAAUGUAAAAUAUAUUGCUGAUGAGGUAAAGUCAUCAUCCUAUAUGUCCGCACUAUAUAUAAAUAAAAGGGAAAUAACUGGUUUA
Molecule: messenger RNA, 1150 nt
Organism: Xenopus laevis (African clawed frog)
Lineage: Eukaryota; Metazoa; Chordata; Amphibia; Anura; Pipidae
Gene: gins4.L
Product: GINS complex subunit 4 (Sld5 homolog) L homeolog
Exons: 8
Coding region: 127-792 (221 amino acids)
Biological process (GO): DNA-templated DNA replication; double-strand break repair via break-induced replication
Cellular component (GO): GINS complex; chromosome; cytoplasm
Source: RefSeq, a predicted model, not a curated record